GCCAAUGAUUAGUUACAAACUUCUAUAAUACAAAAUAAGUUGCUUCAUUAGGGUUAGUGUACUAAGUUAAAAUUAAGGAAAUUAUUAAAAUGGACAUAACAAAAUCUGAAUGGCCAGAAAGGGAAAUGUACUGAGUUUGUCAUAAUUGAUGCUGAAAGUAAUCAAAAUAAUGAACCAUCACGUCCACUUUUAGACGAAAAAGAUCUUGAUAGUGAAGAUGACAAUGACUAUGAGGCUAAAGAGAAUUAUGAAGGCUUAAAUGGCACCAAUCGAACAGUCACAUUACAAACAUUAAUGAGUGCAAAUGUUUUGCAACCAGGUAAAGCGGUAAUGACUAUAGACUAUUUGGGCCAAAAAUUUGUCGGAGAUUUGAUGCCGGACGGUAAAAUAAAAUCACAAGAAUCUGAAACAUUAUUUCUUACUCCAAGUGCGUGGGCAGUGCAUUGCAAACGGUUUAUAAAUCCGGAGAAAAAAAGCGGAUGUGGUUGGGCAUCUGUGAAAUAUAAAGGAAAAAAGUUAGAUGUCUAUAAAAAUUCAUGGCUACGAAAGUGUGCCUUGCAAAAAGAUGUCAAUUUGGAUGAUUCAGAAUCAGAAGCGGAUAAGAAGUCGGAUUGCCUUUUGCCUAAUAUAAAGCGAAAUAUAUGUUCAUACAAUACUAUAGUGAGCCGAAAUUUACCGCAUGAUGGAAAUAUGUUAAUAAAAGCAGUGUCGUUUAUAUCAAUGGGAAAAGUACAACCAUUUUUAAUUACAUUUAAUUCUUCGGCUUUGCUGCUGGUUGAUUUCCAUUGCCACUUAACCAUGCGCGAAGUUUGCGGUUAUUUUGGAGGCCAUUGGGAUAUAAAUACUCACACUUUGAACAUAACGAAGGCAUAUCCUUGCAGAAAUAUUCAAAAAUCGGUUCAAGAAGAAAAGCAUAUAAAAAAUAUGAUAAUGUGUGAUCAACUUCUACUUGUGGGGUGGUAUCAUUCCCAUCCGAAAUUUCAAGCGGAACCCUCAUUGCGAGAUUGCGAUGCCCAGUUAGACUUCCAAAUUCGAAUGCGCGGAUCUUCAGAUACUACGUAUACACCGUGUGUGUCAACAAUAGUUUCUCCAUAUUAUGAUGAAAAUCCAAGCUUAGAAUCAGUAAUUAAAUCAAUAUGGGUUAUGCCGCCGAAUGAGACCAAACAAGUUUUGGAAUAUGGACGUCCGAUGUUAAUGCAAUAUUCAGUCAUAUUGGACAAGGAAGCACCAGCAUAUGUGCAUUCUGAACUGCAAGCAUGUGCGACUUAUUAUGCAAAGUCGCGAAAUGAAUUAAUUAAAUUUAACAGCAUUUUUAUUGAAGACGUUACAUUUUUAGAAAAGUUAAAACACACUUUAUAUUUAAAACUUCCUGCGGAACAGGAUAAUACUAUCUUUUGGAACUGGAUUUGUGAAAUUUUAGGUUGUGGGAACGAAGACAAAUUUAUUCCUCCUAAAACAAUGACACAUAUUGGCAAUAAGGGCAAACACACUUUUUCUGUAGAAUAUAGUGUUGAUUUACCUCAACACGAAAUUAAACAAGUUGUAUAUGAUAAAAAAUUUGUGGAAAUAGAAAAACAUGAUCUUGAUAGAAAGGGUAACGAAAUAAAAGUCCUGUCGCUGCAGGAGCAACUUUGUUUACCAUCUGGAUUAAACAUGAAUCCAGUUCGUACAUUUGCAACUUUGACGUCGUCUAAUCAGUUAGGAUCCAAUAAUAUACCAUCGUUAACGACUAAAAGUACUAAUGUUUCAUCUCACCAAACAUCUACUAGCUCGACCGUUACAACUUUAAGUUCAGAAAUGCUAUCGCCGUUGCCAACUAUCGGAUCGGCUUUACCAACUGUGUCUUUUACCGAAGUACAUUUACAUGACAGUCCAAUAACGGUACCUUCAUGCUCCGCAAGUCCAGUUAAAUCAGAAAUACCUGUAUUAAGCUCCCCUUCACCUACCAAAUCAGAAAUACCACUGUAUUCUCAGCAUUCUAACAAUGCAACAUUACUUAAUUCUAGAAAUCAAAAUACAUUAAACAUGACAUCGAAUUACGAGAUACCAAAUGAGUCUCAAACACAAUCAACAGAAUUCCAUUCUACAACGAAUGAUUUGGUCGCCGCAAGUUUAGCCCAUUUAGCUGAUCAGCUAGCCCCUAAUUUUAUACAAACUGAUCUGACUAACAUUUUUCAACAGCAUAGUGCUGAUAAAAAUAAUCGAAGCUCUACUAAUGAUCAUCAAAUCAUUUCUGAAAAGAGUGGAGAACAAAAAGAUAAUUCAUGUGAAACAGUUGUUAGUGGUUACACAAAAAACUUCAAUGCAUCACGAUCGUUGGGAACACAGAAUCAAGAAACUGCUGCAAGUAUUAAAAACAAAGCGGAGCCGUCGAGACUUUCCUCACCUGUACUCUUCUCAUCUAAUAACACAAGCUUAUAUAAAACAAAACUUAUGAAAGAAUUGGAUAAUAUAAAAAAUGAUCCCUUAAAAAUGAAUGAACUUAUGCGCUCUCCGGAAUAUGCUGCUCUCCUUUUACAUCAGGCGGAAGCGCUCGGUGCAACUACACUUGGCACACUCGGUUUAGGAUCUGAUUUAAAUUUUUUAACAGGCACUACCCUUGGAUCUAAGACCGAUCAAACGCAGACUUCUGACUACAAUAAUUUAGCUCAAGUUUCGAAAUUUCUCGGGUAUGAAACUUGUAUGCAAUUGGCAAAAGCAGAUGAUUUCAGCGCUUUUAUACAACAACAAAUGGGCGCUGUGGCAGCUGCAGCAUUGGUAAAUGUGUCCCUUUCAUCGAAAAAGCAAAAACAGUCAGAAUCUCAAGUUCAAACGGACUAUGGUUCCCUUUUACAAACAUAUUCUAAACUUUUUGAAAAUGAAAAUAAUUUUCGUUGCGGAUCGGUUGCAGGAAAGUCCUUAAAUAAUCCGCAUAAUGAAUUAUCUGCUUUGCUUUCAGUUGGAGCCGAUACUGACCUGUCUUCAUUUGAUUCCAAGCUGAAGACCAAAGACGUUUCUUCACAAAUCCAACAAAAGCAAAGUGAAAAUCAAAAUCAGACUGACAAUUCAUUUUUUUACCACCAGAAUAAGGCUGCUUCUCACUUGAGUUCACUAUUUGCACCUUCAACACCGACAGCUAACUUAUCGUCUUCUAAUAAAUUGUGCAAUAGUACGAAUUUGACGAAUAUGGCUGCCAUUGCAGAUUCCCAUAGUUUCUUUAAUGCUUUUUCUCAAGAAAAAGCUCAAGAAUAUGCCUUUUUUCAGCAGCAACAUAUUAAACAAGACGAAAAUUUUUUUCUUUCGCCUGCUACUAUGUUAAAAUUACAGAAAGAUUCGCUAUCUGCAAUGAUGAUGAAACCACCUAAAUCAACCUCAUCAAGUCUUGCGACAAUAUCUCGUUCACGUGAAGCUUCAACGUCUACAGUGCUAAGUCCAAUAAAAGGCGGCUCUGCCAAUAGUAUGAAGUAUAAUUAUAGUGCAAUAGACUUGGCAGUUUCUAGUAUUCAGUCCAACACAUCUGCUCCGAUUUCGGUUGAAGCUAGUAACAAUUUGAUGUCAAAACGAAGGCCUUCAAAUACACCACCUGUUGAUCUCAGCCGUCUUUAUAGCGAAGGUCAUUCUUCUUCCGUAAUUGGUUCCCUAAAAAAGCGUAUGGAAUUCUCAUCCAUAGCAGAGCUAGCUGCACCUCCGCCGACAAAAAUUUCAAAAGAAUGAAAUUAAAUUAAUGCAGCCUCUGAAUUACACUGAAAGAAAUAUUCACAAUUAUAUAUUUUAAACGUGGAAUAGCAUUCGAUGUUAAUUGUUUAUUUUGACAAACUUUGGAAAACCAUCAAUUAUGUAUUUGGUAAAAAAUAAUAAACUUAUUGUAUUUUUUUUUAGAAAUA
Messenger RNA from Bactrocera tryoni, 3863 nucleotides. Its product is annotated as MPN domain-containing protein CG4751. Gene Ontology annotation, biological process: double-strand break repair. The record is from RefSeq and is a predicted model, not a curated record. The coding region runs from base 295 to 3693 and encodes 1132 amino acids. NCBI's taxonomy places the organism in Eukaryota, Metazoa, Arthropoda, Insecta, Diptera, Tephritidae. Gene Ontology annotation, cellular component: BRISC complex; BRCA1-A complex. The transcript is spliced from 7 exons. Gene Ontology annotation, molecular function: metallopeptidase activity; polyubiquitin modification-dependent protein binding.